UCUUAGUCUGGAAAGUGCUGAAUCAUGUAACACAUUCCACGGCAAAACACAAAAUACCGCCAUCCCGCAGGCAUUCUCUCCUUCCCUGCAAUCUCUCUGGGCUGCCCCACCCUGCCCUACCUCAUCUGCUACCUCUACCGUCUGCUUCCCAUAAAGUGCCACGAUCCAGGCAGCCAUGUCCUUUAAUGUGACAUCAUACCCACCAGGAGCCAAUCCAUUGGAGACACGACCUUCUACCUUUAACGUUGUAUAAUGUAUUUUUCUGGACAAAGCACUUUGUUCAAGCGUGAAACAUGUAGCUGUACAAAAUGUCGGUAAAGAUAUCCGUGUAAGAUUUUACAAGAGUUUACAGACUUUACAGCCUUGGAUGUAUCAGAGCAGCGCCAGGUGUAUAAAGAUAUCGGCAAAUACUGAGAUGAAGUUCCUCCUACUCGUGUGUUUGAGCCUAGCUCUGGUCUUUGGUCAUCCAGAAGUGAACGAUGAGGCCCGGAAAUCUACGGAGUCUUAUCAUCAAAUAGCGCCAUCUCUGGACAAAUUCACAGAGAAGUUCUACUCCCACCUGACUACUGCUCAUCCCAAUGAGAACCUGUUCUUCUCUUCAGUGAGUAUUUCUAUAGCGUUUUCAAUGCUCUCCCUUGGGGCCGGGACUGAUACCUGUGUCCAGAUCCUUGAAGGACUUGGUUUCGACACCUCGGUGCAUCCAGAAGAAGAAAUCUACAAGGGCUUCCAGCAGCUCAUGAAGAACCUCAACCAACCUAACCCUGACCUGGAGCUGGACGUUGCUAAUGCGCUCUUUGUUGACAAGCGGUUCAAUCUCCUUCAGACAUAUAAAGACAAUACAAAGAAGUUCUAUCAAUCUGAAGUCAUUUCCAUUGAUUUCCACCAAUUGGUAGAAGCAAUAAACCAAAUAAAUAGCUACGUGAAGAAGAAAACCAAUGGAAAAAUUCAAGAAUUGCUGAGCCCUAAUCAUAAAGAAGAUUUGGUUCUUAUCAACACAAUUUUCUUCAAAGGAUCCUGGAAAUAUGGUUUCAAUGCAAAGGACACCAGAGAAGAAGACUUCCACGUAGAUGGGAACACCAUUGUGAAGGUGCCGAUGAUGACGGCUGAAGAUUGGUAUUCUGUAGCCAUCUUAGAAGAUGUGGGAUGUACAGUAGUCAAGAUCCUCUAUACAGGAAAUGUCUCCGCCAUCUUUAUUAUACCAAAAGAAGGAAAAAUGGUAGAUGUGGAGAAAGCUUUUCAGGAAGGUUCACUGAGGACAUGGAUAAAGAAACUGGAACCAAUGGAAAUAAGCCUCUCAAUACCCAAGUUUUCAGUUUCUACAAAGUUGGAUCUUGUGAAAGAGUUAACUCCAAUAGGAUUCGCACAGGUGUUCUCUUGCAGUGCCGAUUUUUCUGGGAUUUCUAUAGACCGAAAAUUGAAGGUGUCGGAGGCCGUACACAAAGCCGUGAUAGAGGUGAAUGAGGAGGGAACAGUGGCCUCCGCUGCUUCAGCUAUUGCGACUGCAGAGACUACAGCCCGCAGACGAUAUCCUGAAGUUAAGGCCGACCGUCCCUUCAUUAUGACCAUCGUGAAGGAUGAUGAUAAUACAGCACUGUUCACCGGGAGAAUCCUUAACCCGACUCUAUAAUUGUCACAGAGCCAAUAUCCACCGCUCAUAAAAUAAAAUGGUGUCAUAUAGUCUAA
Molecule: messenger RNA, 1683 nt
Organism: Hyla sarda
Lineage: Eukaryota; Metazoa; Chordata; Amphibia; Anura; Hylidae
Product: plasma serine protease inhibitor-like
Exons: 5
Coding region: 368-1627 (419 amino acids)
Biological process (GO): negative regulation of endopeptidase activity
Molecular function (GO): serine-type endopeptidase inhibitor activity
Source: RefSeq, a predicted model, not a curated record